Nematostella vectensis (starlet sea anemone) is the source of this 5431-nucleotide messenger RNA. Its product is annotated as bromodomain-containing protein 1-like. Gene Ontology annotation, molecular function: protein binding. The transcript is spliced from 11 exons. The coding region runs from base 851 to 4534 and encodes 1227 amino acids. Gene Ontology annotation, cellular component: MOZ/MORF histone acetyltransferase complex. NCBI's taxonomy places the organism in Eukaryota, Metazoa, Cnidaria, Anthozoa, Actiniaria, Edwardsiidae. The record is from RefSeq and is a predicted model, not a curated record. Gene Ontology annotation, biological process: regulation of transcription by RNA polymerase II.
AUGCGGGGGCGGCCCUCUCUGGCGGGUGAAUUUCAGGGGUUUGAUGGACACGAAAGCGAGUGGCGCCAUCUUCCCUUCGAACGAAAAACACUUCAUCAUCUUCGACGGUUAUUUUACAACGGUAGAACAGAUUUAUGGUGGCGAUAACCAACAAGGAUUGCCCAUGGAUACUUUGUCUAGAGCUUGAGGUCAAAAUACGUUGAGUUUUGGUGCUGUGCUGCAGGAAUUCGUUGGCCGAAAGCCGUCCAUUGUUCGUGUAUUGUUGGUUCUUGUGGCGUGAGCGUUGAGACCUGAAAGUAGGCACGGCCAAGUCGGAAAUUCCAGCCUAGAAAGACUCAUUUCAAGCCAGCAGACACGUAUUUUGUAGAGAAAAAGACCACUUUUACUCUCUGACAGCUCUGCGGUCUUCCCCGUUUUCGUCAAGACUGGGAUUCAGAGAAAGACUGUACAAGAACUGCUUCUUAGUGGGCUUUACUGAUCUAAAUUUUCAGUGGUUGGAAUUACGCAUGUCGCCAUCUUAACGGAACCAAACACAGGGCGGGUAUUUUAUGUGGUAAUCGCCAAAGUACGAGUCUUAUCGAGAAGAAGACUAAUUUCAAAACAUUCUCAGGGAAGGAGAACAAGGACUUUAACCACUAGGCAAAAAUCAAACUCGGGAAUCGUCUGCAAAAACUUCCGAAGUUUUGAGUUCGUUAUCGUUUCGAAAAGCAAGCGUCUUUCGCGUACAGGAAAGAAGCCUUGAUCACGAAAAUCCCAGUGGUCCUUUUGGAUGACGAUGGACCUGGGUUUUUACAGAAUAUGAAGAUUUGAAGAAGUUUCUGCAAUGUCCUGAUUUAUUUUGUGUGAGAAAAUGGUUAGUAUUCGAGAGUUGAUCGACAAUCUGAGAGCAACGAAACCUCCGUACGAGUGUCCUUUGUGCCAAAAAUUCUACAAGAGCUACAGUGGAAUUGAAUAUCAUUUACUGAAUUUCAAACACGAUGGAACGGACGUUCCACAACCUCCUCCGAGUUCUUCUAAGAAGAGCAAAGGUCGGGGGAGAAGAAGCGCUAAAAACAAAAAGCCGCCACCAUCUCCCCCGCAAGUUGUAGUACGGGAAACGCUAACUUACGCUCAAGCACAACAAAUAGUUGAAGUCGAAUUCGAGGGCCAUCCGCAAAGAAUUCACAUCACAGAUAGGCUAGGAGUCGUCGAGGAAACUGAGAGCAAAGAGCCUGAUCGAAUUGAGGAUUCGGAAGAACCACCUCCACAAAAACCCGUCUCUAAGUCCACCAAGUCUAAAAACAAAAACAAAACGAAACAAACCCCCGCGAAAAAGACCGAACUCCCGUUAGCGGUUUACUGCGAGGCGGACGAGGCUUUCUGCUUGCCCGAUGCACCAGCGAGACCUACUACAUAUUUUCGAUUUAUCGAGCAAACCACUGAGGAAAUGGACGAAAUGGUGGAAUAUGACAUGGACGAGGAGGAUUACGCUUGGCUUGAUUUCGUCAACGACAAGCGUAAAGCCGAUAGCAUCGCGCCAGUCUCCCAGGAGGUGUUUGAGACCCUGAUGGAUAGGCUAGAAAAGGAGUCCUACUUUGAGAGUCAAACAACCUGUGACCCUAACCAGUACAUUGACGAGGAUGCAGUAUGCUGUAUAUGCAAUGACGGAGAGUGUCAGAACAGCAAUGUCAUCCUGUUCUGCGAUAUGUGCAACCUAGCAGUGCACCAGGAGUGUUAUGGGGUGCCAUACAUCCCCGAGGGCCAGUGGCUGUGUAGGAGGUGCUUGCAGUCACCCUCUAGAGUCGUAGACUGUGUCCUGUGUCCUAACAAGACAGGGGCGUUCAAGCAGACAGACGAUGGUAGAUGGGGGCAUGUUUCAUGUGCGCUUUGGAUACCUGAGGUGUGCUUUGCGAACACUGUUUUUCUAGAGCCUAUAGACUCAAUCGACAACAUCCCCUCUGCUCGGUGGAAACUGACUUGUUACAUCUGCAAGCGCCGCCAGGGUGCAUGUAUUCAGUGCUUCAAAACCAAUUGCUACACUGCAUUUCAUGUGACUUGUGCACAACAGGCUGGGCUGUACAUGAAGAUUGAACCAGUUAAGGGUGAAAAUGGCCAUAUAACAGUGCGCAAAAAUGCCUUCUGUGACAUUCACUCACCCAACAGCUCAGAGGAGAAUGAAGGUGAGGAGCGAUCAGAGGAAGAAAAAACUAAAGAGGUGAAAAGCAAAGCUGCAGUGAAAACUGGGAAGACUAAUAAACGUAGUAUCAAGAAGUUCCGUAAGCUGCUUUCUGAGAAGAAAACAAUGCCUGUUCCAGUUGUGAAUAUUCCAUUCAUUCCAGCCCACAGGCUUGGUAAGAUUGUGAGCCGUGUGGCCAUGGCCAAGAAAGCACAGUUUGUUCACGCGUUACAGAGUUACUGGAUGUUAAAGCGUCAAUCAAGGAAUGGUGUACCACUCUUGCGUCGUUUGCAGGCCACUCACCUGAGUCAGAAAGGGACCGGAGAUGAGUCAAGCGAGAGAUCAGAAAGAAUCCGUGCCAUGAAGGAGCAACUUCACUUCUGGCAGAGACUGAGGCACGACCUUGAGAGAGCACGUCUACUUGUAGAGCUCAUACGCAAAAGAGAAAAGCUAAAGAGAGAGCAUGUGAAAGUGAAGCAGCAUGUUGUAGACCUGAAACUGCAACCACUGAACAUAGUGCUUCGAAAAACCUUAGAUCAAGUCCAGACCAAAGAUCCUGGAGAAAUCUUCAGUGACCCUGUAGACACAAAUGAGGUUUUGGACUAUCUGGAUGUGAUCAAACAACCCAUGGAUUUCUCCACCAUGAGAUCACGGAUAGACUCCAACUUCUACCACACCAUCGAGCAGUUUGAGGCUGACUUUAACCUGAUCAUUGAGAACUGCAUGGCUUACAAUGCACAGGACACCAUCUACUACAGAGCCGCACUCAAGCUCAGGGACCAGGGAAGGCCCAUCAUCCGCGCUGCCCGUCGGCAGAUUGAGAGGGCUGGCAUUGAUCCCGUCACAGGCCUGCACACCAAGGAAGCUCCUACACUAGCUGACAGGGAGCCUACUGAAGAAGAUUUUAUUCUCACUGAGGAACAGAGAAAAGACAUGACGCUGGAAGAGCAGCUCAAAGAUCUGAUGGACAAACUAGACAUGACACAAGCCAUCAAGCAUGGAGGUGUCAGAGCAAACAGGGUAAGGACAUUGAGAAGGGAGAUUGCCCUUGUAAAGCGUAAACUGAACCAGGAAAAGAGGUGCUUCUCAGAAUCAAGUGUUGGGGGUAGUGAUGGGCGAACACCUAUUGCGUCACCCAGAGAGCAUUCCCACGGGGAUGUCCCGCCCAACAAGAAGUUGCGACUCGACACGGCUAUAGACCAUGCCGAUCACCCAAACAGUGUAGACGCUGCGGACGUAGACAUGGAGCAGUCAGGCAACUCCACGGCAACAGCCACCACUAACCCCAGCCCCGGCACCAGUAGACGGAGUGGCAUCCUCUUUAACAAGGGACGCAGCCGGGUCCGGCGUAACCUCACUGCCAACAACGAGCCGCCGCUACCAGGACUUGUCAACCACGUGCUACAGCCUGUCAAUCAUGAGAAAAACAAUGGGGACGUUUUGUGCACAGAGUCUCAAGUCACGCAAAACCACUUCACCGACGUCACGCGACAGCCGAUCGACAGCUAUUCGGACGAUAAGAACGCCAGCCUGUUCAAGGAGUUGAACGCCAAGUGGCAUCGCGGGGAUAGCAUCACGGGCGGGGAUAAUUGCUUCGUGUCCAGUAGGAGACCUUAUAAGACGGAACUCGGUAAACUGAUCGAGGACGCCACGCUUCCGAUGUACGACACGCACUCGGACAAACAGACGUUCGCCUUCACCAAUGGUCUGCGGCAACGCAACUACCGAUCGUACACGAGUGGCUCCGAGUCCGACACGGCAGAGGUCCGAGCGAACGGCGGGCGGCAGAAGCGAAAGCCGAGACUGUUCUCGUCGGUGUCGGAGGACGAACUCAGUACGACGGACACCGAGAAUGGAUCGGCGGAGAAUCGCCUCAUGAACGGACAAAUGGAGGACGCGUUGAAGAAGCGGCGCGCUCGUAAGUCGACAAUCGAUUCCGAGGCAGACCUGGCGCCUCUGCAACCCCUGGAUCUUGUGUGGGCGAAAUGUCGCGGGUACCCUUCAUACCCUGCACUCAUCAUCAACCCCAAGACCAAGAAGGGGUUCAUCUAUAACGGCAUCCCCAUCCCGGUCCCCCCUGAGGACGUGAUGCGAGAGAAGGCUUCCGCCGACGACACUCUCUACCUCGUGCUAUUCUUCGACACUAGACGGACCUGGCAGUGGCUUCCGCGGCACAAGCUGGAGCCCCUGGGGGUAGACAUGAGUCGUGACGAGUGCAAGCUGCUCGAGGGACGCAAGACAUCCAUGCGCAAGUCCCUACAGCAGGCGUACGAGCGCGCCAUCGUGCACCGAAACCAGGUAGCCGCGGGAGCAGGACUUAGCUUCGACGGCGACGACCCCGACGACCAGGACAACAUCAGCGAGAACGGAUUCGACUGACCUCCACUCUACCGCCAGAGAUGUAGUCACGCAACGCACACGUCACACAACACUCGCGUGACUCGAUCUCUGGCAGUUGGGGCGACGUUUAAAGAAGUGUACAUAGAAAUUAAUACAUGGGGGACGCUUAUUAUGCCGGACAGCUGGUACCGGUUGAGUAUCUCUAGAUACUCAGUCGGUAGACCGUCUGUCCGGGGCUAAGUACGAUGACUAAAAUUCACCCAACGUUGCGUAUCGUAGUUUUAAUAGACCUCAAUCACCACAGAUAUCAUGAUUUUAACGCUAGCCUUCGAGCAGUUCGCCUGUGCGCUUUUUCUUCUUUCAAUUUGAAAUUGGUUUUACUUUGUCAAAAUUUAAAAGUGUUUGCACGUGAAAUUCAAGUGGUGGUGGUUGUUUUUAUAUGCAAAGUAUCCUCCUGUGACGACUCUCAUAGCAUUUUAUUCAUUUGGUAGAUUAUAUAACACUCUGCUAGCUUCAGACACUUUAUCGAUUUACUACAGAAUUCGACUCUCAAUUUUAACAAGAAAGAGGAACAAAAAAAGGUUGUGUGAGGGUAAGGGAAGCCAACUUGGCAGUACUUAUAAGGAGGAGGUGGCGGGGUGUUCUAUGAUUUACACCCGAUUCAAUUUACCGCGAUUUCACGUUGAGUUGUAUGGCUCUUAUGUAUAUAUGAUUGUAUGCUGUCGUCAUCAAAUGAAUAAGACUGGAUUUUUAGAAAAAAGUGCGGUCCUGAAUGUAUUUAAAGCCCGGCCAGCGACGCGUUUAGCGUAUUUUUGUGAAUGUGUUUUUUUUAUAUCAAGCUAGUGUUUCAUAACAGCACAUUGUGUUGUCACAGAAUUCAGACUUACUUAUUCUGUAUACCUUCUUGUUAACGGAAUAAAAUGAUCGUUUGCAGUC